AUGAUUGUGAGUCUGGUCAAACAAAUAGAGAAGAGAGACUCGGUUUUAACAUCCAAAAAUCAGAUUGAAAGACUGACCCGUCCUGGCUCCUCCUACUUCAAUUUGAACCCAUUUGAGGUUCUUCAGAUAGAUCCUGAAGUGACAGAUGAAGAUAUAAAAAAGAGAUUUCGGCAGUUGUCGAUAUUGGUGCAUCCUGACAAAAACCAAGACGAUGCUGACAGAGCACAAAAGGCUUUUGAAGCUGUGGACAAAGCUUACAAGUUGCUACUGGAUCAGGAACAAAAGAAGAGGGCCCUGGAUGUAAUUCAGGCAGGAAAAGAAUACGUGGAACACACUGUGAAAGAGCGAAAAAAGCAACUGAAGAAGGAAGGGAAACCCACAAAUGUGGAGGAGGAUGACCCCGAGCUGUUCAAACAAGCAGUAUAUAAACAGACCAUGAAACUCUUUGCUGAACUGGAAAUUAAAAGGAAAGAAAGAGAGGCCAAAGAGAUGCACGAAAGGAAACGACAAAGGGAAGAAGAGAUUGAAGCUCAAGAAAAAGCCAAACGAGAAAGGGAGUGGCAGAAAAACUUUGAGGAAAGUCGAGAUGGCCGAGUGGACAGCUGGCGAAAUUUCCAAGCAAACACAAAGGGGAAGAAAGAGAAGAAAAACCGAACCUUCCUGAGACCACCAAAAGUAAAAAUGGAGCAGCGUGAGUGACCCUGCUGGGCCCCGGCCACAGAAGCUUCCACCAGCUGCCUCCCCUCCUGCUUGGAAGGACUCGUUCUCUCUCCCACCUCCCCCCACAUAGAAUAGUACUUGCUUUUUAGUCCACUUUGUUUCAGUACACUGUAAUAUCAAUCAGAAUAAUUCUUUUGUACGUUGACAUGAGGGGCUCAGUUAAAAAAACAAAAACGAAAAGACCUUCCCCACUCCCUGCUCCCGGAGCAACCUGGGUAGGAAGGUGCCGCCCUUGGGGCUCCUUCUGUCUCCACGGCCUGGAACUUCAUGUUUUGUACUUUAUGGAAUUGUGACGGCUAGAGACUUCAUGUGGAGUUGAUGGAAAUCAUUCAAUUAAAGCUGUUGCUUACAAUGGUGUUGCAGUCACUUCUGCAGAGACAAGCCUGGACCACCUUAGGAAGCCCCUGUUCUUCAGUUACUUGCUUCUGAAAUCCUGAAUCAGACAGGGGCAGUGGUGUGGGCAGGCAGGCAGGGCAGCCCCUCAGUGCCCUGCCACCCCUUGGUCGGCAUGUGCCCUCCUAAUCUCGCUGAUCCAUCAGCGUGGCAUGAGGCUCUGAGCCAUUCAAACCUGUUCAUGUUCCAAAGAGCUAGCUGUCCUCAACCCAGUACCAUUGUGUCCUAGCUCAUCUGUGUGCGUUAGUAAACUUCUGGAUGUGUAAUAAAUUUUUAUACCCAAACCA
Molecule: messenger RNA, 1400 nt
Organism: Echinops telfairi (small Madagascar hedgehog)
Lineage: Eukaryota; Metazoa; Chordata; Mammalia; Afrosoricida; Tenrecidae
Gene: DNAJC8
Product: DnaJ heat shock protein family (Hsp40) member C8
Exons: 9
Coding region: 1-699 (232 amino acids)
Cellular component (GO): nucleus
Source: RefSeq, a predicted model, not a curated record